Molecule: messenger RNA, 13173 nt
Organism: Colletes gigas
Lineage: Eukaryota; Metazoa; Arthropoda; Insecta; Hymenoptera; Colletidae
Gene: Kdm3
Product: probable JmjC domain-containing histone demethylation protein 2C
Exons: 20
Coding region: 820-9762 (2980 amino acids)
Biological process (GO): regulation of transcription by RNA polymerase II
Cellular component (GO): chromatin; histone deacetylase complex
Molecular function (GO): transcription coregulator activity; chromatin DNA binding; histone H3K9 demethylase activity
Source: RefSeq, a predicted model, not a curated record
AUCACUGGUCGGUCAUGUGUGUGUCACUCUUACGUUCACACUGGUACCGUUCGGAGUGCUUGGUUACCGCGCUGCCGCCGUUACCGUCACCCAAAUAGUGUGUGCCUGGUAUACACGGUGUGACGGCCGUAAGUUUUAAAAGUGUCACUCCGUGUUCGGUGUGGUCCUGGAUGUGGCGAUUGGGCAGGCGAGAUCCUGUGUCGGUGCCAGGAUUAUCGUGAUCGUCAUCGUGAAUGGGGUGACGGCGGGCGCGCAGGUGGAGCGGACUGUAAAAGGAGCGCGACGGAGGAAACGGAAAAAAGGAGACACGGUGGUGCCCGGGAAGAGAACGGGCCGCGUUUCAACGACCGGGAAUUUUCGGUUCUUGUUGUCCAGACGUGCACGUAGGAGCAAGGAGUGGCUGUGCUGCUGCUGCUGGUGCUGGCGCUGGCCGACUGUCGAAAGAAGAGGGAGAGAAAGGAGAAUCGUGCGCGCCUCAUGGCCCUGUUGUUUCUCGGCCCGUCGUGAUCACGAGGAGAACUGAUCUCCGAGUACUCGGAGUGCUGUUUUGGUGUUUUGGUGGCGAAUAACCAAGUGGUGAUCGGUGCUCCAGGUUCUUCGUCUCAGCGGUUCAGUGCUACGUGGGGUUUUCUUUUUUGGGGGAGAGGCACGCUCGUCGGAGGAUCGGAAUAGAGGAAAAGAGAACGACUGAGAUAGUGGGAGUAAGAGGGUGACAGGGAGAAGUAGAUACAUAGAUAGAGGAGGAGAAAGGGUGAUUGGAAGACCCGGCUGGCGAUCCGAAUUCGCGGAUUCGACACGCCGCGGUUGCCGAUCCAUAAUAUGGCGUACAAGUUUCGCGAAGAGAUCGUGGGAAAGAGGUUUCUCUCGGUGAGUGGUUUCACCAAGCUAAAGGUGAAUAAGAUCAGUGAGUGGGGGUGGCGUGCAGGGGUGAUUCGUGCUGCCAGUCACAGGGAUAACGGCUGUCAUGAUCUUCAGAUCCUCGUAGAAUACGACGACGUAGAGUGGCAAAGAAGAGAAUGGUUAUCGCCGCAUAGGGACACGGUGUUCUCUUUCUUCCUGGUGGAAAAGGGACUAUCCUGGGCCGAACGACCCGACCCCAGGCAUGCCAGUCUCAUCGCCAUCGAUCAUCACAACCACGCGAAUAAUAACCAUCAUCAUCAUCAUCAUCGUAUAAACGGGAAACCUCUGAGGGGCGCCACUGCUGUCGCGAACACGGUCGCCUGGCCAGCUCUAGCAUUCUACCCCUUGGUGGCACGUGCCGAAUUACCGGAAGACACGAUGCCUCUCGAAUUCAUGCAGGAUCGAAGGUUGGACUUUGUGGACUACGCCAAGCUGAAACCGUUCACCCAGGACUGGGAGCUGACGAAGGGCUCGGUGCCCUGGGCAAGCGCCGUCAGGCGAUGGGCAGAGAUGCAAGACGGACAGAGGAUACUGCUGACCACGCCAAGUGUCCUGGUUGGCUUCAGGGUCGAGGUUUAUCGGGCCGAAGGCACCACGCAAUGGUAUACCGCCGUCAUUGUUGGUUACAACGAGUCCACCAAGGACUUGACUGUCACCGACGACACAGUUCUCGAGGAUCACAACGAGGACCCCAGCUUAGUACAAAUGCGACUGAUUGGCGACGGAGUGGUGGAGAGCAUCAUGAGAGGCGAGGUCGUCGGCAUGACACCGAGGAGGUCGAGGUCAUCGACUGCUCUGACGCACGCGCUCGUCGUGCCACGACCUGGAAGGAGGCCCCGAGGACGUCCUGGGAACGCCACACAGUUACAGACUACGCCCAGGAUACAAAGUCCCGUGUCGCAGCAUCUCGAAAAAGGUAAAUAUCCAGAGUUUUGGACGCCUGCUAAAGGCUCUACGAUCGGCUCAGCGUGGGUAAGGAGAGUUUCGCGGAAGGUACGCCGUUGCGACUGCUUGCCAAGACGUUUCAAAAAGAACACAGCGCGCAACAGUCGGCGAAGACCCGUGAACGAGGCUGCCAGUCGCGAGAGGUUAGAAAAGGACGCUGAGACCGGUCUGUCGACGCGACAAGAAGAUCGGGAAAACAAGGGUCCGCCAUCGGGCAGACCGAGCAAUCGAAUACCGCGAACGGUAUUGGAAGAGGCGAACAGCGCGUCCAGUAGCGCCUCGAAGCUACGGAAACGCGGCUCCGCGGUAAAAAGCCCGGUAGAGAGUCAGUCGCAGAGACCGGUGCGACGGAGACCGAGGCCAGCGGCCGUCCAAGAAGCGAAAACAGAAUCGGUGGAGCUCGAUCGGCCGGCGAGCAUCAAGUCUUGCGAGAAGGAGGAACGUCUUGGAGGCGGCAGAUCGGAAGAAGACGACAGGGCCGCGCAAGAGGACGAGGAGGAGCCUUGCGAUCCGUUGACCAAAAGGCUGAGGGCAUGUCCGGUCGGCCGGAAGCUUAGAUCCGAGCGUAAAGGGAAAGGUAGCGAAGAAACCGCGUCCGAUCGGGAGGAAACAGAAAUCGAAGAAAGGAAAGAAGAAGAAGACGAGGACGGGGACGAGAGGAAAGCCGACAAGCUCGAAGAGAACGAGGAAAGUCAAUCGAGAGAACGGGACAGAGAACCGGAGCCGCCUCCACCUCCGGACAAAGUAGACCCUGGAGGCGACUCGAGUCCAUCGAGGACCAAACUAGACCCGGAAAGGGAGGUACGAACGGCAGGGCGGGAUAAGAGCAAGGAACAGGUGUACCCGAAUGGCUCGCUGCUCGACUCGUCGUCGGUCGGUGAGAAAGCGAGCGUCCUCCUCGAUGCCGACGCCGCGCUGCUGUUGAAGCCCGCGAUCGAGUCGAAGGCAAAGGGCAUCGAGGAGGAAGAGGAAGAGGAAGAGGAAGAGGAAGAGGAGGCGGAGGCGGAGGCGGAGGCGGAGGAUCAAGACGAAGAGGAAGAAGAGGACCGGGGCUCGCGAAGGACCGAACCGACCACCGAGCUAGGCACGGAGGAUAGCGUGGGUAGCGUGAACGGCGCGAGGGCGGCGAGCGUCGAAUCGGUCGUCGAGCUGCUGGAGUCGAGCAGUCAGGACUCAGGCUCCGUGCUGGAGAGGCUGAGUCCGCUAAGUAGCAGCGGCGGCGGCGGCUCUGGCAGGCAGAACCUGCUCCUGGAGCAGCAGCGGGAGCAGGACCGAAACCGGCACAACGAGAGUCCUGUCAUCCUAGCCGAAAGAUUGAACAAGCCGCCACCGCCGAGCGCUGGUCACCACCAUCACCAUCAUCAUCAGUUUCAGCAAUACCAUCAGCACCGGCAUCAACAGUCGUUGCAGCAGAAUCACCAUCAACAACAGCAGCAGCAGCAGCAACGGUACGCUGCUAGCAGUCCGGUGAUACACCAUCACCAUCAACAGCAACAUCAGCAGCAGCAGCAGCAGCAGCAGCAGCAACAGCUUCACCAGCAUAGGGUGGUAAACAGUCCGCACCAGCAGCAUCAUCAACUUCACCAUCAAUUGGCCCCGACUAGCCUCCACGAGGUGCAACAGCAGUCUCACGCACCGAGGGGCGGCGAUGAGGCCGGCCUCAUGGAAGUGGAGGCGGGGGCCGGUAUACCUGGAAGCGGUGUCCUCGCCGGUGUGCCAGCAGCGGUCGGUAUCCGAGCGGUCGGAGCCGCGGCUGGCAGCGCCGUCGCUACCGGUGCCUACGGCGACAGCGGCUCCGACAGUGGGGUAAGCUCCCUGAGGAGUGCCGGUUCUGGCGACGAAAGGAGCGGCAGCAGAAGUUCCGCGCUCAGCGUCGACGAGACGACCACGUCCUCGGCACCGACGGCCGCCGCGACGCCGGCCAGGGUCUGGCACGUGCAGAGCGUCCAGCACACGUCCUUACUGAUGGCGCAUCCCCAGGCACCGCCGCCCAACACCGGACCCAGUUCCGCAGCCGCCGCCGCGCCGGUUGGUUACCAGGGCUCUGCCCCACCUGGCCAUCAUCAUCCUGCGGUCGCCUCCGAAAUGCUAUGGAGAUCGCCCAGGUACCCACCUCCGCUCUCACACGCUCUGCUCGGACCCGCGCAGCCCAAUCAGGAGGAGCUCAUCGAGAGGGAGAGAAUGCUUCGGGAGCGGCGAGAAGCGGAAGUCCGGCUGGAACGUGAACGCGAGAAAAGGGAGGCCAAGAUGGAAAGAGAGAGGCUCGAGAAGCAAAGGGCCACCGAGCAGGCAGUUCACAAGCACUUUGAGGAGUCCCUCAGGCUGGCACAUCAAAAGGUGUCUUAUGUUCCACAGAGAAACAUGCAGUCGACCUCGAUGACGUGGAACACGUUCAUCCCCAUGGCGCCGUCAGGUAGCAGGACGCACGCCGCGCCUCAUUCGGGUAUGACGGCGCACGUGGGCCAUCAUCAUCCGGGGGCAGGGGUGGCGAGCGGGCAUCCGGUGACCGUGGCGCAGCAACAGCAACGCGAAAGGGAAGAACGUGAACGCGAAGCCAGAGAAAGAGACUCGAGGGAGCAGAGACAGCGAGAAACCGAGAACAUGGGGAUGAGGGAACACCUGGUUUCGGCCGAAAGACUGCACAGACAGGUCGAUGUCAGGGAACACGUUGUAGCUCAGCAGAGAGCUGCUUAUUACGCAGCCACAGCACCUCCGACUCAGCAGGUGUCUCGGCCGUCGAGCGUACCUGGUAAAGUCGAUUAUCCACCUCCUCCGGCGCACUCGAGAACGUCAAAGUCGACGCUCCUGGUCGGCAGUCUUCACGAGAAACCGCCGUCGGUGGUGGGGCCGUCGCACAGCUCUCUGCCCAAGGUCGAGCCGAACGUGGGUCUGUUCAGUUACUCGUCGUAUCAACCGCAGUCGUCGUACAUGCACGACAUAAAGGUGAAGAGCGACGUGGUGGGUCAACCGCCGCACAAGUCUUUGCAGAGCAAAAGCGGGUUGGCCGGGGGUCUCGAGAGGGAUCAUCACGGGAGGGAGGUUCUACAGAAUCCCCCGUCGCUUCUUCAGGACCACAAGAGUUCGGUGAUAGUGAAGAACGAGGGCCGGGAGUUGCCCAAGGUGCCGACGUCGCAGCAACACUCGUCCAGCCCAAAGAUCAUGCCCUAUCUGAACGUCCAGUCGGUGGCGCCGCAACACAAGCCGUACGAGUACAGAAGCCCCACGCAGAGUCCGCACCACCACCACCACAUGGACGCUGUUGGUCUACAGGCGGCCAAGAGCAUACCUCAGGGUCACCACAGGACCGGUAGCGGGCCUACCACCGCGACGCAGUUGCCCAGCCCUCACGGGCACCCACCACCGCACUCGCACAAUCGACAGUCGCCGCACGCUCAGCAUCCUCAUCAACCGCCGCAUCCGUCGCCGCCCGAGCCGCGUUAUCUCACCAGGCCGGAACCGGGAUUACCUUACGCCACCGCCAAGUCCUCGUAUCCGUAUCCGCAUUCUCAUCCGCCCACGGCCUCGCCGACCUCGCAUUACGCCGCGCCGCCGGGAUCGAAACCGAAAGUCAGUAGUCCAGCGCCGCCUCACAUAUACGGCAAACCGAAUUCCGGCAUUAUGACGGGCACGCCGGUCUGCAGAGCCUCGGAACCGGCCGUCGCCGCCCCGAUCCCGCUCACCUCGAAACCCGGUAGCUCGCCUUACCAGCAAGUGCCUCAUCAUCACGGGGCGCCACCACCACCCCUGCCGCCGCCCGCUCACAGCAGAUCCGUCUACGACCCCAGGGGUUUCACCGGGUCCAUGCAAGCCGCCAAACUACCGCCGCCUCCUCUUCACGGUUCUCCGCCGACUGCUGCCUCGGCGCCUCUCUCCAGGCCCAUCGCGCAUCCUGCCCAUCACACCAGUCCUCACCAGCAGCCCGGGCAAACGGUCCAGCACUCGCAACCUCAGAUCAACACAGCCUUCCAGACGCAGCCGCUCGACCUCGGCGUCGAGAGGUCCGGCUCGCCGAAGAGAAAGGCGCCGACGCCGUUGAUGACCGAGAGCAACCCGGGCCAACCGGUCUCCCUCGAAGUCUGCAAGAAACGCAGAACCGAGGAACCACAACCAUUGUCCCUCCAAUGCGGCGUCGGUCCCCCGGUUCUUUCCCGAGUCAGCGAGCCGAGUCCGCUGAUCGCCUCGGCCGACACCUCGAUCACCACAGUGGUCAAUACGGCGGCCCUGCUGGCGCAACCCAACCUGACUCAAACGCAAGAGCGAACCGUCACCGCGGUCAGCCCGGCGCCUACCACGGCCAGUGGCGACGGUUCCGUCAGACCCCCUAGCACGGGCAGCGUCAGCUCCCUCAACCCAACGAUCAGCGCUGCGCCUAGUCCAGCGCCUAUACCUAGCCCCGCACCCUCCACCGCCCCGAGUCCAGCACCAAGUGCACCAGGCACCCCCGCCAAAGCCAACCCAACCGCUAUGGAUAGCGAGAAGUCCAACAGUCCAGCGCCCAGACCACCCAGCAGCACCAGCUAUCCUGUUCACAAGUUGAAGAAGGCGUGGUUGCAGAGGCAUUCCGGCGAAGACGGCACCGAGGACACCACCGGUGUCGUCGGCAGUGGUUCUUGCGUCACGUUGCCGCUCAAUAUCUCUCAAGCGCCCUCGCAACCGCUCAACAACAAAGAGCGCGACGCGUCGUCGAACAACGCCAACGCGACGACCACUUGUAUGCCCAGCGCCGUCAAUUCUAUCCACAAUAUCGGUAGCAUGGCGGUGAAUAGCAUUAACAAGAGCAAAGUGACCGCCAAGAGCGCCCGCAAAACGGCCAACAAGGAGUCCCUCAAUGGACAUGCUACCGACACGAAAAACUUACAAGAAGACUCGUCCAGCAGCGACCCGGAGAGGAAGUCGCCGCCAAAAAGGAAACCACCCAAGGUAAAACGAAAGAAGGGCGCUGCACGGAGGCAGCAAACUACCGCGGAAGAUCAGCGGAGGCGAAAAGAAGACAAGCAAGGUGGAGUAGCUGGUGUUGCCAGCGAGUCUAGCAACGAGAGCGAAGCUGGUUCUGCUAGCGAUACCAGCGAACAGUUGGGUUCCGUUCAACCUACGUCGAGGGUGCGACAUACCACAGUCAAUUCCAACAAUUCCUCAGGAAACGGAAAUAAUAAGGAACCCAGGAAACGAGGUAGAAGACCAAAGACUACGAAAGGUAAUGAAUUAGGAGGAGAAGAUCAACAACCUCGUCAAAAAAAAGAACGUAGAGACGACAGUGCGAGCGGUGGUAACAGUGGGCCAGGUGGAAGCGGCGGAAGGGGAGAUCCCUUUCGCAGACCUCCGAUAUCACAACUAAAGAAAACUGGUGAUAGCUGGUUGCAAGACGGCGCUUGCUUCGAAGUCGCCGCAAAAUUGGCUAAAUGUCGUGAGUGCAGAUGGACACCGCACCAGCGCUCCAAAAAUCUUCCACAAAAUAUUUUCUGCAGAUUUUAUGCAUUCCGUAGAUUACGGUACACCAAAAAUGGACAAUUGGCUAUAGCAGGAUUCAGUGAUCCGCACAAGGACGCGUCCGAGGUGUUACAGGUAGAUCUUCGAUUAUGGUUACCGGGAAAAGACAGUUCGGAUACGAAGAAAGAUGAGAAAUCUGACAAAAACGACAAAGAGAAAGGGGACAAGGAGGAUCUAGACCUGGAGAUGGCUCACAGAUUACUUCGUCAAGUUGGUGAUCAGUUUUGUGAUCUCUUGCAUCAAGAAAAGGAUGCUCUUCAACAGCAUAAGGCGGAAGCGAAUUCGGGACUUGUAGACGGAACGGUAGCUUGGAAACGAGUGGUGCAAGGCGUUCGAGAGAUGUGCGACGUUUGCGAGACGACCCUUUUCAACUAUCACUGGGCUUGCGGUAAAUGCGGUUUCGUUGUGUGCAUCGACUGUUACAAGGGACGCAAGAAUGGAACGAUCAAAAUUUGGGGCGAAAGUGGAAAGGACAGGGACGACUUCUCGUGGCUAUUGUGCACCAACAGACAAGUACAUGAACCCGAACGACUGAUGCUCACUCAAAUUAUCGCCGGUGAUAGUUUGAUACGUCUCGGACAGCGACUUCACGAAUGUCGAGCAGAAUGGGGAAUACCCCAACACUGCGGUUGCUCGCUCGUCGUUCAAACUUCUGCCAACGAGUUUCUCCGAAACAUGAUAAAAGGUGAUACGAUGCCGGUUUUAAACGGGAACGUGAAGCAGGAGAUCAAGGAAGAGAAAAAGGUGAACGAGUCGAACGGAUCGUCCGAGAAUAAAACCAACGAAGAGGAUAAGAAUUCUCCGUUAAAUUGGCUGGCGGAUGUAGCGUUGCAGAACCAGGAUAAAAACGAGAGCGCUUCUAGCUCGGAUUCCGACGAAGAUCGGGAUGGCAAUUAUUCGACGUUACGAGAAUUGCUUAUUCGACCGUCUCACAAAUCGAACGGCAACGGGUCUAGAUCGAACUCGCCGACGAACAAUUCCGGGAGCGUUAACGUCACGUCCGGAAACAACGCGACGAACAACGUUACAAAGUCCGGCAAGAAAUCGAAAAUGGAUACGCUAGACGAGGUGAUAUCCAGCGUGAUAGAACACAGUGUGAAAAAGGAGAGGGAAGGUGGACUGGACGACGAGAAGCCGAGGGAGCUUAAGCAUUUUGUGAGAAGGUAUAAGUGGACGCAGAAGGGAAGGGAACCGUUGCCUAUCAGGAUCAUGACGCUCACCGAAAGCAAGAGUCUCUACCCGGAUGUGCCGCACUCGUGGCUGUGCGACGGUAAAUUGCUCAGGUUAAACGAUCCGAAUAAUCCCAACAACUAUAGAAUAUUUCAAGAUCAAUGGAAACGCGGACAACCAGUCAUCGUGUCGGAUGUUUCGAAAUCAUUGGACAUGGAUCUCUGGCAUCCGGACUCGUUCGCCAGGGACUUCGGUGACGAAAAGAACGAUCUUAUUAACUGUAUGACCGGGAAUUUGGUGCCGAAUCAACCGAUGCGUAAAUUCUGGGAAGGAUUCGAACAUUUCUCCAAGAGAUUAAAGGACGAGAGGGGGAAUCCGAUGUUGUUAAAAUUGAAAGAUUGGCCGCCUGGCGAGGAUUUUGCGGAAUUGUUGCCGUCGAGGUUCGCCGAUUUGAUGAAAGUUUUGCCGUUGUCGGAGUACACCCAUCGAAACGGACGUUUGAAUCUAGCUAGUCGUUUGCCCGACUGCUUCGUCAGACCGGAUCUGGGGCCCAAGAUGUACAACGCUUACGGUUCGGCGCUCCAUCCGAACAAGGGCACAACUAAUCUUCACCUGGAUAUUUCCGAUGCCGUUAAUGUGAUGGUUUACGUUGGAAUUCCAAAGGACACCGACAACGACGAACACGUGAAAGAAGCACUGAGGGCGAUAGACGAAGCAGGCUGUGAUAUCCUGACGCGGCGACGUGUUCGCGAACGCGGAGAAGCACCCGGUGCAUUAUGGCACAUCUAUGCAGCCCGAGACGCGGACAAGAUUCGAGAUUUGUUGAAUGCGGUAUCUUUGGAACGUGGCGCGCGUUUGGAGCCGCAUCACGAUCCUAUCCACGAUCAGAGCUGCUAUCUCGACGGACCACUAAGAGAACGCUUGUACCGCGAAUACGGUGUCGAAGGAUACGCUAUCGUGCAGUGUCUAGGCGAUGCGGUAUUCGUGCCAGCUGGUGCGCCGCAUCAAGUCCGUAAUCUCCACAAUUGUAUAAAAGUAGCAGAGGAUUUUGUAUCGCCGGAAAAUGUUUCGCAUUGCUUCCAUCUUACGCAAGAGUUUCGUGCAUUAUCCGACACGCACACCAAUCACGAGGACAAGCUUCAAAUAAAGAAUAUAAUCUACCAUGCCGUGAAAGAUUCCCUGACCGUGCUGGCGAACGUCAAGGAAGAAACUCUUGCCAAACCGAAGACCAACAACGAAAUAAAGAAGGAAGAGACGUAGCCCUAGGCCCCCUGUCGCGGUCGCAAGAACCGUUGUUGAUCCGUUGUUCGACUAAAAUCUCGCUCUAACCAGCGAGUGCAACCUGUUGCCGCUCCUCCGUGCUCUCCCGAACGGCGCGGUGUACACGCUAAUCAGACCGGGAUGACGGGAGGAUCUAAGGAUAAUUUAAGAUACUCCGGAAGUCUGUACCGAGAGGCGCAAGAAUUUGUUGUGGUAUUUGACGAGUAACUCAAAAGUUUAAUUUUCGGUAUUGGCUGAGCCAAUGGAGAGAGAGAGAGAGAGAGAGAGAGAGAUUAUUCGUUGUAUCAUUUGAAUUUCCUUUUUACAUCCUUUUUCGAAUAAACGUGUGAUAGUGGACAUGAAGUCCCCGCGAGUAUUUUCAUUGAAGCAUGGAGCCGGUGACAUGAGAACGCACCGCGGCGUCUAUUUACCAUUGUGAUACCAGAAGGAGGACUUUUGAUCAUACAUUAUUUGUAAUUACUUAUAUCGUGCCUGUAUUCAAUACAUACUGUCUAUAUUGUAUAAAUGUAGAUAAUCGAUCUUACUGUGUAAUGAAUUCUUACUAUAGUAACUACGAGAAGAUUGUCUAGAGGUACCUUUGUGCAAUUAGAUGUCGAUUAAAAAAUUGUUAGCUGGAUCAGUGAUAAUCGUCGAUCCCGUUACCGUGCUCUCGUGAUCUGGUGCUUUUGGUAUCGAAUUAUAAAGGCAAAAGAGGAAGCAACAAGCGCUUUGCCAAAUGGCCGAUAUAUGUUUCUCGCUAGAUUCUUGUGUUCCUCGCGAUAAGAACGCAAGAGUGAAAACACUGCCUAACCCGUUGUUCGCGUCAGUCCAGUCAACGGAUAAGGGAAUCUCUCGAAGCCCUGCGCGUCGAGUACAUUAACGUGUAUAAUAUCCUUGCAGUUCAGCUUUCUCGGGGAUAUACGUAUAUAGGGAUUUCGGUUUGUCUUUCUUCUUUGAAAAAUAUAUCGGCUAUACCGAGCAAAGUCUAUUCGAAAGGUUUGUAUAACUGUCGUUUAUAACAGAGGCAUCAGAACAAAAAUAACAAACAGCAAAACAAGGUUAAAAGUCUGUCGAUACAUUGUCUUCGAGACAUUCAAGAUCGAUCGAAAUUCUUUGGCUUUGUGUAAUUUAUUGUUUUUAUAGAUUGGAUUGACGUUGUGGCCCAGUGAUGACCCAGUAAUAAGGGGUGAGAGAAAAAGAAACAGAAAAAUAAAAACGUGGGGAAAAAAUCUGUUAUUUUUGUCAUGUCACGGAAAUAAAGAACCGUCUAUCCGAAUAGAACAGCGAUAUUCUAAUUGUAUUAUAAUUAAUAACUAAUAACUAUGGUAGCAUUAUUUAACGCGAGGUGUAAAGGAGUAACGAUUUUCGAAGUGCCAAUGUUUUGAACGACGUGAACAUUCUCGCGUGUUUGCACGUUGUGUGUGUCGUACGCGUAGGUAGCAAAAAGAAUGGAAACGGAAAUGAUGGAAUAAAUAACGUAGACGGACAGACAGAGAUUAGUCAUGCAGAAUCCACAGACGAGAGACCGAGUUCCUAUCAUUCAACUUUUUCCAUAGAACGACGAAUCGGUGUUAUUCACGAUACACGCCGCCGUGUCGCGACGUCUGAAUUCAAAAGCCAUCGCCGACCACGUCGAUAUUGAGUUUCCUUAUUACGUAUUUCUAAACUCGCUAAGCACGAGUAUACAAAUGUCACUGUUCGACCCGAAUUUUGAUAUUGCAAUAUCCACCGGAUGAUCCUUGCAAGUAGAUCCUUACCAUGAAAUUUGGAAAUUUUUACAAGUUCCUCGUCCAGUAUGAAUUAACUACACAGUGUCGAAUUUCAUAACCAUUUCUAAAGAGAAAAUCACACGCAAGAAGCGGAGAAACGGUUUGUAGUUCAGUCAGGUUGAAAAAAUGUCGAUCUAGAACGUGUGUGUUUAAUUUUGUUCAUAUAUUACCCAAUUUUGCGGAUUGUCGGAUUCUGUAAGAAUCUCCUGGUGGAUGUAGCAGGAAACAAAAUUUACAUUCGUUGGGUGGCGUAUAAUUGCUAUAGAUUCACAGUUCGGCCGUUUCAAUGAUUUUUGUAAAGAAAAGGUUCGGAAGGCAGCGGCUUUCGAGGACAGAGAUUCAUCGAAUUUAGCAUGACGCGCGCGCGCGUCGUUGGUGCGCUUAUCGAUCGUUCGAAUGUUCACUAUGGCUGGUAAUCUCGAGACCGACGUUAUAAAAUAAGACAAAGAAGAAGAAAACCGAAGAACAAAUCACUGGAAUCCUGGAACCCGCAAUUUCUUUGAUCUCAACAUUCGUCUAGCAUACAACGACUUGAUUAAAUAAUAUUUAACGAGUAAAUUUUUAAAUAUCUUAGUGUCGAUAAGAGUAACGUUAAUAUUACGGGAAUAAUAAGUAACAAACAGCAAGGAAAAGGAUAAAGUACCCCCCUUAUUGAUUCACGAGUGACGACGAUGAUGAUGAUGAUGUAUAAAGUUAUAGAGAAGAAAGAAAAAAAGCAUACUCUGUGUAUUAUUGCUGCAGACAAAGCUAUUAUUUGUUCUCCCCGCUACGUGUAUGUAAAUACAUUUAUAUGCAGGUUGGUUCACCUAAACCUACCAUUUAAAUUACUUAAAAAUCGUUCGUUGUGUACGAAAAUGUUUCGAAUAAGAGUUACGGGGUAUAAAGUGGAACAUACAAUGCUAUGAUUAGUUUAUUCUACUAAGUAGUUACUACUUAGUUCGUAUUACAGUCUCGUUAGAAAAGCAAAGGGGACAAAAUUAAUCGUAGGUAAUGUAUUCUCCACUUUAUACCUCGCAACAUUUGUCCGAAACAUUCUUUUAUAUAAUAAACGAUUAUUAAGCAAUGUAAGUGUCAGGUUUGGGUGAACUACUCUGUAUACAAUAUAUGUAUACAUAUAUACAUAUAUAAAUACGAAGAAAUAUAGGAUUAAGGGAUACACACUCCACGAACAUGGACAAACAAAAAAAGAAUACACUUUACACGCGUAGAUAGAUAGUUUAUUAUACCAUUAUUAAUUAUUAUUAAUUAUUAUCAUUAUUACGAUUAAUUAUUACGGAAGAGUACCGAUAUUUAAAUGUUGCUGAACUACGCGGCGAAAAGAAAUACGAUUACGAACAAGCGUUGUGUAGUGUAAAUGAGAGAGUGUGUUUAAAAACGAUUGGCUGUCUGUUGCGUUUGUGUGAACGCGCGUGUCUGUGUUGUUUUUUUGAGCGAACUUCCGGAAGUAUGCGCGAGAGAAUAAGGGGCCGUGUAUUGGGGGCGGAGUGGAAUGGAUGACGAGACAAAUUGUACAGCCCUUAGCUCCUAUCGAAACCUAUCCACCCCCAAAAAGUCCCCCACCACCACCGGCCGCCCCCAGUCAUAGCAAUUAUGAACCGCGGGCCGGCAGGUCUGAGUAUAAUUUUUUGUACUGUGUAAAUGU